AUAUAUAUAUAUAUAUAUAUAUAUAACCCUGAAGUUAAACCUGUUGGGUAUAUCUAACUUCAGCGGGGAAAGAAAGAAGGCAAGCUUAUGUCGACUCCAGGGGUGCAUUUGCAUAUUGAAGAUCACCAUGUGGUGCUAGAUAAUGGGAUACUUCAGGUCACAUUAUCAAAUCCGGGAGGAAUCGUCACCGGGGUACGGUACAAUAACGUCGACAAUUUGCUUGAAGUUCUUGAUGAUGAAGUUAAUAGAGGGUACUGGGACCUUGUAUGGAGUGCAGCAGGAAGCACAGGGACAACAGGAACUUUCGAUGUGUUUGAAGGCACAAGUUUUAGAGUCAUAGUGGAAAAUGAAGACCAAGUAGAGAUUUCAUUCACAAGAACAUGGGAUCCAUCUCUUGAAGGCAAACUUGUUUCUCUAAAUUUAGACAAAAGGUUUAUAAUGCUCCGUAACUCUUCAGGAUUUUACUCCUAUGCUGUUUUUGAGCACUUGGGAGAAUGGCCUCCUUUCAACCUCCCGCAAACCAGAAUUGUCUUCCAGCUCAGAAAAGACAAAUUUCACUACAUGGCCAUAGCAGACAACAGGCAGAGAUUCAUGCCCCUUCCUGAUGACCGCUUACCGGAAAGAGGCCAACCACUAGACUUUCCAGAAGCAGUCUUGCUUGUUGAUCCUGUGGAACCUGAAUUUAAAGGAGAGGUGGAUGAUAAGUAUGAAUAUUCCUUAGAAAACAAAGAUCUCAAGGUUCACGGUUGGAUAUGCUUUGAUCCACCUAUCGGGUUUUGGCAAAUCAACCCGAGCAGUGAGUUUCGGUCCGGUGGACCCCUGAAACAGAACCUAACCUCUCAUGUUGGUCCCUACACUCUUGCAAUGUUUCUAAGUGCUCAUUAUUCUGGAGAAGACCUGGUGUUGAAACUCAAUCCAGGUGAGCCAUGGAAGAAAGUUUUCGGACCUGUUUUUAUGUAUGUUAAUUCUGUGGAGGAUAAAGACGAUGCCCUUUCUCUAUGGAAUGAUGCUCAAGAGCAGAUGUUAAAGGAAGUUCAAAGUUGGCCAUACAGCUUUCCAGCUUCUGAGGAUUUUCCACAUUCUGAUCAACGGGGUACGAUUAGUGGUACAUUACAAAUCCGAGAUAGGUAUGUUAGCAACGAGUGCAUACCAGCAAAUGGCGCUUAUGUUGGCCUAGCACCACCAGGCGAUGUUGGAUCAUGGCAAACAGAAUGCAAGGGGUACCAAUUCUGGACAAAUGCAGAUGCGGAUGGCUAUUUCUCCAUCAGUAGUGUACGCUCUGGAGAGUAUAAUCUUUAUGCAUGGGUUCCUGGUUUCAUUGGGGAUUACCGUAAUGAUUGUGUCAUUAAGAUAACUGCAGGUUGUGACAUCAACGUCGGUGAUCUCUUAUAUGAGCCUCCAAGGGAUGGUCCAACAUUGUGGGAAAUAGGCAUUCCUGAUAGGACGGCCGGGGAAUUUUACAUUCCUGAUCCUAAUCCAAAGUAUAUCAACAAACUUUACAUCAACCAUCCUGACAGGUUUAGGCAAUAUGGAUUGUGGGAAAGAUAUGCAGAUCUGUACCCUAACGAAGAUUUGGUUUACACUGUUGGCGUUAGUGACUACAAGAAAGAUUGGUUUUUUGCUCAAGUAAACAGGAAAAAAGAUGAUGGCAUAUAUCAAGGGACUACAUGGCAAAUCAAGUUUGAACUUGACAGUUUAGAUCAAAGUGGAACAUAUAAGCUGCGAUUGGCACUGGCAACUGCCAACGUCGCAGAAUUGCAAGUUCGCAUAAAUGAUGGAAAAGCAGAUUCUCCCCAAUUUACAACUGGAGAAAUUGGGCAUGACAACACAAUAGCAAGACAUGGAAUUCAUGGCCUCUACCGGCUUUACUCUGUAGAUGUGCCAGGCACUCAGCUUGUGGAGGGAGAAAACUCCAUUUUCCUGACACAAACAAUUAGCACAGGCCCUGUCCAAGGCAUCAUGUAUGAUUAUAUUCGUCUGGAAGGGCCUCCAGCUUCUGAUUCCUAAAUAUACUAAAAUGGCUUGUUAUCAUUUCUCUGUAAAUUAUGUUGCUCUGUUUCUUUUCUUGCUUUUUAAUGCUGAUAAUUAAAUCAAUGAAUUGUGCUUUACUAA
Molecule: messenger RNA, 2112 nt
Organism: Ricinus communis (castor bean)
Lineage: Eukaryota; Viridiplantae; Streptophyta; Magnoliopsida; Malpighiales; Euphorbiaceae
Product: rhamnogalacturonate lyase B
Exons: 15
Coding region: 88-2007 (639 amino acids)
Biological process (GO): carbohydrate metabolic process
Molecular function (GO): carbohydrate binding; catalytic activity
Source: RefSeq, a predicted model, not a curated record